This is a messenger RNA of Amaranthus tricolor (Joseph's coat), 657 nucleotides long. RefSeq lists its product as uncharacterized. The record is from RefSeq and is a predicted model, not a curated record. Bases 1 to 657 code for a protein of 218 amino acids. NCBI's taxonomy places the organism in Eukaryota, Viridiplantae, Streptophyta, Magnoliopsida, Caryophyllales, Amaranthaceae. The transcript is spliced from 2 exons.
AUGCAUUGGGUUAACCCUGCGGAAAAUGGCAUAGGAUCUUGCAACGGCAUAAAUGUACUCCAGCGUUCGCCGGUUUUUGACGACCUUCUCAACGGUCGAGCUCCACAAGUCCAGUUCGACGUGAAUGGAAAUACCUACAACAAAGGGUACUAUCUCACAGAUGGAAUUUAUCCAAAAUGGGCAACCUUUAUUGAUGCUAUAACCGCUCCCCAAACCCAUAAACAAAGGUUGUUCACUCAACGUCAAGAAAGUGCACGAAAGGAUGUUGAAUGUGCCUUUGGUGUACUACAAGCUCGAUUUGCAAUGAUUCGAAAACCUACUUUAGCAUGGAGUGUGCCAAUGCUAUGGAAAAUUAUGAUGACAUGUAUCAUUAUCUACAAUAUGAUUGUGGAAGACGAGUGCGAUACUUAUGUUGAUUAUAAAGAUCCACAAGAGUUCGCUCAAGAACAACCUGGAAAUGUAGCAGGAUCAUCAAGCUUAAAUGGUAUAACAUUUUCUGUCACUCCCGGACGAUAUGAUAAUCGUAAUUUUACGACACUCUUACCUACAAGAGAAGAGAUUGGUGAUAGACAUAUAGAUAUGUCUUUAAAGAGUGAUUUGGUAGAGCAUAUGCGGGAAAAAGUUUGGAAACUCCUAUGCAGACUAAUUUUGGAAUAG